Molecule: messenger RNA, 1380 nt
Organism: Penicillium diatomitis
Lineage: Eukaryota; Fungi; Ascomycota; Eurotiomycetes; Eurotiales; Aspergillaceae
Exons: 1
Coding region: 1-1380 (459 amino acids)
Molecular function (GO): protein binding
Source: RefSeq, a predicted model, not a curated record
AUGGAUAUCAACAAAGCCAAGCCGGGUCGGCUGCCAGGUCUCAAUCAAGCCAAGUUAGAUACCAUGCCAUAUGACCUCAAGGUCGACCUUGCAAAGUAUCUUGAUGCUGGAUCAGUCAAAGCCUUACGUCUCACCUGCCGUGCUCUGUACGAUGCUUUCUCGGGACCUCUGUUCGUGCCCUAUCUGGGCGUUCAAAAGAUCAACUUCGAACGUGAAAACAUGGAAAGCCUCAUCCGACUGGUUCUUUCAGAGAAAUACCCAGGCGUCAUUAAUGAGCUCAAGUUCGUCGUUCCGUUCUUCGACUCAUCUCACAUAAGACGACAAGCUACCACCGCCGCAGACGCGGCGGUCGUCAGAGCCACCGAGAUGCGCAGUGCCACCCUGGAAAGCUUCAUGGCUGCUGGCUGCGGAGAGCUCCUGACGUUUGCCCUUAAGUAUUUGAGAGCUGUUAAGCUUGUUAGCAUUGAACUUGCAUUCUGCAACUUCCCCCAGUUUCGUCUUGGAUUCGACGUGAUUGAAAUGCAUCGAUUCGGUAUGCGUGUCUCCAACAUCAUCUGGAACGCCAUUCUGAGUGGAGGUCUCCGAUUCAAAGAAUUGAUCGCUUUUGAUGCAACCAAGCCUUGCUCGGUCAGCUUGUGGAGAUUGGCACGCAUGGCCGAGACCAACGCUAUCAGCCCCGAAAGCCGCUGGCGCAUGCGCCACAUUGAGUCGUUCACAAUGCGUGUGACAUCCCAGCAGCUCAUUGAUGAGGUGUCUGCGGGUAACAUGGACCAGCGUCGCCAGCUCGUGCUGUCUUUUCUGCGCUAUUUAACGCAGAUGUCUAACCUGGUGAUUUUGAAGCUCAUCAUUUACAACACCACCCAAGGUACCAACCUGAACAACUUUCUCUCGCAAGGUCUGGUCUCUCGCAUUCAGUGGAACCACCUGCGAAGCUGUACCCUGGGAGGCUUGAAUGUUAGUGCACACGACCUCACGUAUUUCCUGCGUCGACACAGCCAUAUCUCCUAUCUGAGCUUGGAUCGAUUCAUCUUGGUCACUGGUCACUGGGACGAAGUUUUCAGAGUCAUAGAGGCAGAAAUGCCGAACUUGGGUAUGAUUCGACUGGCCUUUUUGAUGCACAAUCGCACCGCAGACAACGCAACUCGCGAGGUGAAUCUUUUCCCCAUCUGGGAGCCGCAGACGUUCGAUCGAGUCAUGUUCUACAGCAGCAUCGGCCACGCUUACACUCGAGUCGGCAUCAACAUGUGGGUCCACACACGAUACUUCGACCGCGAUGAAAUCAAUCGUGGACUGGAGUUCUGGCCAUUGAGCCCUGAAGGUUCGGGUCUCCAUCCAGACACUAUUAUGGUGAGGGAGCAGCACGGGCUUUGGCCCUAUUAA